UCUUGUCUCCAAGAUCAAUUCGGGCUGUUCGGGCCCGUUGGUCAUUCCUAACCUAAUACUGUAAAUUUACUGUAGCGAGCAUCUUAUCAAAUAUUACUUCCGGAAAUUAUUAGAGAUGCGAUGUACGAAGCUUUUAUUAGCGGUUACCGUUUAGCUGAUGUGUCACAUGGCAAACCCUAUUAUGUUUACUGUAUCGAGAUUCUGGAGUCAAAGACUGGCACUCGAUAUUUUAUCGAGAGAAGAUACAGCGAAUUUAGUGCAUUACAUCGUAAGCUGAAGAAGGAUAAUUCAGAUAUUGCACCGUUUCCACCAAAAAGAGUAAGAAACUCGCAACCGAAAGUAUUGGAACAGCGACGAGCUGCUUUGGAAUUGUAUAUACAAAAAAUGCUAAGUCUAUUAGCAACAAAACAACAAGUUCUCAAUUUUCUAGGUAUAGAAAGCCAAGAAACUGCGUUCCAGCAAAGGAUACAUAAAGCUGCAGAUAGUUCAACGCAUAACCAACCAAACAUGUUGGGACAUCAUCCGGUCUUGACUUUUCACUGUGAUCCAUAUGUUCCAGCUGACUCAACCAGCAGUCUCACAGAUAUUGUAACUAAUGGUGUUUUACUAGGUAUAUAUAAAUCUUGAUAUUAUGAGUGAUUUUAAAGGUUGAAACAAGUAUAAGAUGUACUUUUUAUAAGUGGAUAAGUUUAUUUUUUUUGCACUUUUUAAAAUAAUAUACUGAGAUAAUUUUUGAUGUAUAUAUCAAAGUGAAGAAAAUGAUAAAUUUAAUAUUUUUAUUUUAUAUAGAAUCUCAUGUAUAUAAUAUAUAGCAUAUAUGUGUUAUGUCUAAAAUUCAAAGCAUAUUUGACAAAUGAGCAAGCAAGAGAAAAUGCCACUGCAUAUGAUUUAUAUAGCUCAGUGAUUUGGAUUGACGCUAGGAUUUAGUAGCAAUUUAUAAUUUAACUUUUAUAUUAAUGUCCAUUGCUUUUUUCCUUUUAACAACAUAUAUCUCGAUGUGUAUAACUUUAUUCUUUACUUUCGCUUUUUAAACGUAACAUUUAAAUGUGACUGACGAAAUUGUAUGUAAAAUUUGUUUGUAGACAGGUACAUACUCAAAGUUUAAUUAUAUUUAUUUUAUAGAUUUGAUUUUAUAUACUAUAUAGUUGAUAAAAAAAUAUCUGAUUUUCCAAUAUGACAAAUAUGUAACAUUAUGUGUAAGAAAUGUUAUAAGAGAAAUAAAAUUAAUAAUGCUAAAUUAUUAA
This is a messenger RNA of Wasmannia auropunctata (little fire ant), 1244 nucleotides long. RefSeq names its product sorting nexin-24-like. The transcript is spliced from 3 exons. Bases 121 to 627 code for a protein of 168 amino acids. The record is from RefSeq and is a predicted model, not a curated record. Gene Ontology annotation, molecular function: phosphatidylinositol phosphate binding. NCBI's taxonomy places the organism in Eukaryota, Metazoa, Arthropoda, Insecta, Hymenoptera, Formicidae.